GGAAGGGGUGGUGUUUAGGAGCGCGGGAGGGGUGGGCAGUUGGAGCGUGAGGGUGGUUGUCGGCAUGGCUGCUGUGGUGAGGAAAAUCAUCAGCACCGCUAAGGCUCCCAUGCCGGUGGGUGCCUACAGCCAAGCAGUGCUUGUAGACCGGACCAUGUACAUUGCAGGACAGAUAGGUAUAGAACCUUCCAGCGGGCAGCUUGUCUCUGGAGGUAUAAGGGAAGAAGCUAAGCAGGUGUUUAAAAAUUUGGGGGAAAUUCUGAAAGCUGCAGGCUGUGACUUCAGCAACGUUGUGAAGACCACGGUUUUGAUGGCAGACAUAAAGGACUUCAGUGACAUGAAUGAUAUUUAUGGUCAAUAUUUCAAAUCAAACUGCCCAGCCAGAGUAUCCUUUCAGGUUGCUGCUUUGCCAAAAGGUGCCCAGAUUGAGAUUGAAGCUAUUGCCAUUCAAGGACCCAUCCAGAAUGUUCCAGCCUCUCUAUAAGUGAAGACUGAAAACUACCUGGAAAGGUGCUU
Molecule: messenger RNA, 516 nt
Organism: Tympanuchus pallidicinctus (lesser prairie-chicken)
Lineage: Eukaryota; Metazoa; Chordata; Aves; Galliformes; Phasianidae
Gene: RIDA
Product: reactive intermediate imine deaminase A homolog
Exons: 6
Coding region: 65-484 (139 amino acids)
Cellular component (GO): cytosol
Molecular function (GO): deaminase activity
Source: RefSeq, a predicted model, not a curated record